Messenger RNA from Exophiala aquamarina CBS 119918, 501 nucleotides. RefSeq lists its product as uncharacterized. The transcript has 2 exons. NCBI's taxonomy places the organism in Eukaryota, Fungi, Ascomycota, Eurotiomycetes, Chaetothyriales, Herpotrichiellaceae. Bases 1 to 501 code for a protein of 166 amino acids. The record is from RefSeq and is a predicted model, not a curated record.
AUGACUUCCGUGGCGAUAUCCGCAGAAAGAGUCGCUCAAGUCGACGCAGCCGUCCGAAAAUUUGUUGGCGGGUUUCUCAAGCCGAUCGAUUCCACUGAAGAAUUCUUGUCAAGCUAUCAUCCAGAAGUUGAAUGGUAUGAUCACGCUUUUUUGAUCAGACGUGUCGGACACAAAGCUGUAAUUGGCUUGCAACAAGGUUUCACCCACUGCAACCAACCCUUCGCGGUGGACAUCAAGGCCAUAACCCCAACCGCAACAGGCGCGAUUCUUGAACAAGUAUGGAUCGGGCGCCACUCCAAUGACCUUAUUCGACCGAAUGGAGACGUUGCUGUCAAAGCCACUGGCAAAGAUUUCCAAUGCCUCGUUUGCAUGGUCUUUCAGAUCGAUGAGAGUGGGAAGUUCACACGAAUUGAUGAAUAUUAUAACAAGCAUUGGGAGGAUGGUGUGCAUGAGCAGGAGUACUUGGUGAUGAAGGGUGCAAGCAUGCAGACAAAGGUUUGA